Rosa rugosa (rugosa rose) is the source of this 3480-nucleotide messenger RNA. RefSeq lists its product as uncharacterized. The record is from RefSeq and is a predicted model, not a curated record. The coding region runs from base 200 to 3472 and encodes 1090 amino acids. Gene Ontology annotation, molecular function: protein binding. Lineage: Eukaryota; Viridiplantae; Streptophyta; Magnoliopsida; Rosales; Rosaceae. The transcript is spliced from 9 exons.
UCGAAACCAAAGCCAUUAAUUUUUGGUCGUCGAAGUCUUUUUUAUUUUAUUAAUAUUGUUUUAUUUUAUUUGAAACGAUCAUAAAGAGUAAUUCAACUAGAGUUGUGUCUAUAAAUAUGAAGUUGCCCCUGAUGCCUAGCGGAAUCUACAAGCAGCAGCGUUGCCGAAGAUUUCUUCAAUUCAACUAUUGAUAGCUAGCAUGGCAAGUACUCCAGUUGGCUCUAAUGCACUUAUUCUGGAAGUUCUUGACCGUAGUAACUAUGAAGAUUGGAGAUCGCGAUUGAAAACUUAUUUGUUGGCUGAAGAUCUUUGGGAGGCUGUCGAAGCAAUCGUGAAACCUCCAAAACGUGAAGAUGAUCGAACUGAUUAUAAGGCCUGGACCAAAAAGAAUGCCAAGGCUUUGUACGCAAUCCAAAAUACAUGCGGGAGAGAGCUGUUCUCUUUUAUAAGGGAAAUUGAGACGGCCAAAAGUGCCUGGGAGGCUUUGGAACAAGAGUGCAAAGUUAUGCAAGGAUAUGAUGAGAACAAUGUGGACCACUUGGGGCGCUAUAAAUUGUUCAUAGAAUCAGUGAGCAGUGGUGAUUGGGAUAAGGCAAAGAAGUGUCUUGGAGAAGUUGAUAUGCGCAGUGUAGUAGUAAGGGCAGUAGAUGGAGAUGGAGAAAUCGCUCUUCAUGUAGCAGCAGAGGAAGGGCAUGCACAUAUCGUGAAAGAGUUGGUGCAUUUGAUGACACAAGAAGAUUUGAAAACGAAAACCGCUCAUGGUCACACAGCUCUUCACCUAGCAGCAGCGGAGGGGCAUGUGCACGUUGUGAAAGAGUUGCCGGUGCAGUUGAUGGGAGAAGUAAAAGACAAGGACGGUGAUACAGCUCUUCAUACAGCAGUCCAGGAAGGGAAGGUCGAUAUUAUUAAAGAGUUGGUGCUGUUGAUGAGACUAGAAGACUUGAAAAUAAAAAAUGAUGCUGGUUACACAGCUCUUCACCUAGCAGUCAAUAAGGGGAAUGUGCCUAUGGUCAAAGAGUUCGUGAGAAAAGAAAAAGGUGAGAAUAAUAUUGGCAAGGACGACUUUAAGCGUUAUAUACCGUUUACCACCUGUGUGAUAAAUGGUGAUUGGAAUAAGGCAAACGAGCGUCUUAAAAAACUAGAUAAUCCGUAUGGUGCAGUAACAACAGUAGAUCCAAGACACAAGUCACACAACUACGGAGAUACUGCUCUUCACGUAGCAGCCCGGGAAGGGCAUUUGGACGUUAUCAAAGGAUUGGUGUUGUUGUUGAAAAUAAGACAAGAAGAUUUAGAAUUGAAAACCGCUGAAGAUUUCACAACUUUUGGUUCUGGUAUAACAAUAGGGGUCAGUGAAGAAUUCCUUAUGGAGAAGGCCAAAUACAUGGUUGAACAGUGCGAGAAAACACUUGGCAGUGUUUUGGAGAUACAAAACGCUAAAGGGUCCACAGCCCUUCACGUAGCAGUACUACAGGGGUAUGGGGAUAUUGUGAAAGAGUUGGUGCCAUUAAUGAGAAAAGAAGGUUUAGAAAUAAAAGACGCUGAUGGAGAUACAGCUCUUAUAAUUGCAAUCUUACAAGGGCGUCUGGAUAUUGUGAAGGAGUUGGUGCCAGUAAUGAGAAAAGAAGGUUUAGAAAUAAAAGACAAUGAUGGAGACACAGCUCUUAACAUUGCAGUCUUACAAGGGCGUCUGGAUAUUGUGAAGGAGUUGGUGCAAUUGAUGAGACAAGAAGGUUUGGAAAUAAAAAACAAAAACGGUUCCAAUGCUCUUCACCUAGCGGUCAACAAUGAGCAUAUGCAUGUUGCUAAAGAGUUGAUGGCAUUGAUGAGACCAGAGGCUUUGGAAGAAAAAGACGGUGCAGGUUAUACAGCUUUAAGUAUGGCUAUUAGACGUUUCAAGGAUGGAGACGUUUGCGAAAUGGCUAAAUACAUGGCUGAAAAGAAUGUUAAAGUACUUGGCAUACCCUCGGCUCCCCAUGAUGAGAUUCCAGUUGUCAGAGCUUGUCGUUCUAGUAAAUGGAAAUCGGCUCGCUAUAUGUGUUCUGUCACUCCACUUGAAGCUCUCGAGGGACCCAAUGGCAGUGAUGUUAUUUGCUAUUCUCUCGAUGCUAGCAGAACAAUUGAUUUGGCAUGGAAUCUGCUUCAACGUUGCCCGAAUUUGGCCUUCACUAUCACUAAAUCGCAUUUUGAAAGCCCUAUGUUGAAAUUGGCUCGUAUGCGUUUUGCAUUCUUAAGUGGAACACGACUCACACGCUGGCAAAGGUGGCUUUAUGAUUGUAUAUACAUACGAGAAGUUGAUCAUGUUAACGUUCAUGAUAUAUCUAUAAGUGUUGCCGAAUCAAAAGAAUAUCAUAGCAAUAAAAGGGAUUUCAUUUCCUCAGUUAUCAGUUUAUAUAGAAGAUUUGCUAAAAGCCUCUAUAUAUUUUGCGGAAUUCAUUGUAUAUAUGAAAUGAAAUCGACACAUAAAUGGAUCUUUCAAAUUCUACAUUGCAUGGGUGAAGCGACAAGAGUUGAUAGUCUCACACCGGAUCAACUCGACAUGGUGCAAAAAUCAAUCUUCAAAGCUAUAGAACAAGGGCAUUAUGAGUUUGUUACUCAAUUGUAUAAAGCAAAUCCAGAACUAAUCUUGGGCACUGAAGAUGAAAUGGAGAAGAACAUAUUUGAUUUUGCCAUCGAAAAUCGUCAAAAAGAGGUUUAUAGUCUUAUAUAUGGGCUUGAAGAAGAAAAGCGAAAUGACAUUGGAAUUGCUGCUGGGAACUUUGGCAGUUUGCUACAUUCUGCCGCAAAUUUAUCCUCACUUCCACAAUUUAAUCAUAUUCAAGAUGCAAGUUUGCAAAUGCAAAGAGAACUACAAUGGUUUAAGGAGGUGGAAAGUGUUAUACCUCUCGAAAUGCAUGAAUAUCGAAAUCUUUCAGACAAUUUAACAGCGCAUGAACUAUUUACCAAGAAUCACAAGAAAUUGAUAGAGGAUGCAGAAAAUUCGACGAAAGGAACUGCAGCUUCUUGUACAGUUGUAGGUGCUCUUAUUGUUACAAUGAUGUUUACUGCAGCUUUCACAGUUCCUGGUGGAAAUAAUGACAACACAGGCCUUCCCGUGCUACUAGAUAGAAGGUUGUUCAAGGUUUUUAUAGUGUCAGAUACUAUAUCACUUGUUUCUUCCACAACUUCAGUAAUUACAUUCUUGGGAAUACUCACCUCACGGUAUGCGGAAGAUGAUUUCCUCAAAUCUUUACCCACAAAGAUGAUGAUCGGCCUGUUCACACUUUUUUUCUCUAUUGCCACCAUGAUGAUUGCAUUUUCUUGUGCGCUUGUCAUUAUGCUUGAUAGAGAAGCAUGGAUUGUUAUACCAAGUAUUUUGUUUGCUAGUGUUCCACUCAUAUCAUUUGUGUGGUUAUUGUUUCCUCUCCUCGGCAAAAUUUUCAUGUCUACUUAUGGACCUGGAAUAUUUGACAAAAGAAAUAGAGUCAAAUCCUGAUUUACUAA